AUGAAGAUUUUAUCUUGGAACUGCCGUGGUCUCGGGAAUACCACGACAGUUCGACAUUUGGCAGCCCUCGUUCGCCACCACAAUCCCGAGAUAGUGUUGAUUUCAGAAACUCAUCUAACUGAAGAUAGAUUUGUAAGAACUUGUUCCAAACUUAAAUUUGCUAAUUUCCAUUAUGUUCCCCCUUUGGGAUACUCGGGUGGGUUUGGAAUUUGUUGGUUGCAGGGAGUCGACUGCACCAUCCGUGACUCUAAUAAGAAUAACAUCUCCUGUGUCAUCUCCUCCGACCCUCCUGGGAACCCGUGGCACUUACUAGGCAUGUAUGGCCCCCCUCAUAAUUCUGAUAAAGAAGCCUUUUGGCUCAAAGUUGGAGACUUCACGCUCAAUUGCCAGGACCCUCUUCUUAUGAUUGGCGAUAUGAAUGGUACGUUAAAAGACUCUGAAUGUUUCAACUAUGCCAAUCAAGGUAACUCUUCCCGUUACGCUUUUGAUUUUUGUCAGAUGGUUAAUCGGGUGGGGUUAGUUGACUUGGGAUUCCAAGGGCCUGGUUAUACAUGGUCUAAAGGUAGAAACAGAUCGUCCCAAGGUGGGGGUGUUAAGAGGGCUAGAUUGGAUCGUGGGCUUGCUUCCAUUGAGUGGCGUAUCCUGUUUCCUAAUUCUAUUGUUCAUCAUCUGGCUGCUUCGGGUUCGGAUCACCGCCCCAUUCUCCUUGACACCUCGGGGGGAGUGAAUGGCAGAGGGCGUUCGUUUAAAUAUGAGAAUAUGUGGGCUCGAGAUCCUCGUUGUUUUUGGGUUGUUAAAGAAGCUUGGUCAAAAUGUCUCCAUGCCAAUUAG
Cannabis sativa is the source of this 831-nucleotide messenger RNA. RefSeq lists its product as uncharacterized. NCBI's taxonomy places the organism in Eukaryota, Viridiplantae, Streptophyta, Magnoliopsida, Rosales, Cannabaceae. The record is from RefSeq and is a predicted model, not a curated record. Gene Ontology annotation, molecular function: catalytic activity. Bases 1 to 831 code for a protein of 276 amino acids. The transcript has a single exon.